GCUCCUGGGGGCCCGAGUGACCUCUGCUCCUCUGCCGCGAGAUGCGUGGGAGCUGAGACUUGCAUUGCGCUACCAAUUUGCUCCCAGCUCUAGGCGCUUAGCGAGUCAGUGAAUUCACGUGAGUUGAAAGCGGGAAGAGUUGACACCGAUUGGAGCAGAAAUGAGCUGAGCGGAAGUGAUGUUUUCAUGAACCUCUCUAGGAAGACCUACUUAAUCAUGGUAGCUGUGGCCUGUGAGCCUAUAAUAAGCCCGAGGCACCGAUAACUAACUCGGGAAGAUAGAAACCUGGUAUCUGCUCAGUAUCCUGGGUUGGCCUUGAAUUCAAGAGCCUCCCACGUGCUGGGAUUACAGGCCACGUGCCUACACACUAAGCAGGAAAGAGAAAAGGAAGAAGAUGUUAAAAACUAAGCAGUCAUCCUGGUAAUGGAGCUAUGUCAGGAAAGUGAGACUGAUUUAGAAAAUAGUGAAAUUAAAACCACAGAAGAAAUUGAAGAAAACUUUACUUGUCCAGAUGAAAGAAGAGAAAAGAGCCAUGUGUGUUGUCUUCUUGAUAUCAGUGACAUUACUCUCCAAGAAGAUGAAAGAAUCAAUGAGUUCGUUGUUGGCACUGGGUGGGAAGAAGCUGUCCAUGGCUGGGGAAAGACUUCUCCAGCUGCCUGCAUCUGGCCACGGAAGAAACUGAAAAAGGCAAAAGCAGGGGAAAACUCCAGCAGUAGCUGCUUGCUGUGUGUCAGCCUGUCUCAGGUGAACCCGGAAUCCAAGUCUGCCCUGGAGACUGGAAAAUGGGAGACAAAGACUGUGGCUGAACCAGGCCUGGAGAAGAAUUGGAACACUUCCUCUCAGAUCCCAGGGCCCUCCCAGGUCUCAAGCACUGCUCCCAGGGAGAGUAACAACAUCUGCUUUCCCAACUACAUUCACAGAGAAAAAAAAAGUCUGCAAAUCAAGGAGUUUAUCUGGUGCCUGGACGAAUGGGCCACCCCGGAGGUGCCUAGUGGCAAGGCGGCCCGGAGUCCCAGCAGAGGCAUGUGCCCGGAGAGAGGGUUCUCCCUGUCCGACUCCUUGACCUCCAAGGCCCUCCUAGUCCUGCCUCCCCUGAGAGCUAGUCCUCCAAACAGUGUGGAAGCUCUGGGUAAGAACAGCAAGAACAUUUACUGGCAGUCAGAUGAGAAAGUGGUGAAAGUGGAGAAAGAUGAGAGUGUGACGACUGGCUGUGGAUUGAAAACAGUGGAUGGGACAGGUGACAAGAGACACUUCCAGCUGACCAAGCACCUCAUGGUCACCAAGGGGACGUCUUUGACAUCUCCGCCCGAGGCCCCGACACCCCUGCUGGCUGAUUCUGAAAGGUGCUGCCUGCGAUGGUCCCUCCUGACUGAGAAAACCUCCAUGUGCCCUCCCAACGCCAACAGCAUCCACUACCUGGCUACCUUGCAGCUUUUGCAGAAAGGAGGACUGCAAAGCUGCAGACCUACAUUGAAAACCAAGGACCCAAGACCUCUCAGGAAUACCCAGAGGCACGUUCUUACAAAGACCAAGCAGGAAAGCAGUCCCCAAAUGCUGGAUACCAAAGUGUUCCCAAGACCUCUCUUGCCGUCCCUCACACCCACUCGACUUGCCAGCAAACCUUAUUACAGACUGGAAAUGGUGACCAGUUCUUUCGGAGCCAGGUUCCCACCAGCUUCCUGUGGAUCCUGGCCUUCCCAGUAUGAAGUGAAGAAAAAAACACAGGAAAAAAGAAGAUAAAGUAGGAGAGGGAUCAGUUACACAUUCAUUCCUAAGCAGCAUGUUUGAGAUGCAGUCCUAAAACCAUAUUCUACCCUGGACAUGGGAAAGGCAGUGGAUCACCAGAAAGCAGACAGUAAAAUACUAUAAGCAGCAAGAAGACUGGAAGCUCAGAAGGAGGUCUUAUUCCUAUCAUUUCAAUAAGCUUGCUCCUUUAAGCCAACACAAACAAAAACAUCUUUGUUUGCAUGGAGCAAUUUGCAUUGACAAGACAUAAUUGUCUGUUGAGGUCAUACACAUACUUUUGAGACCAACAAGUCCUCUUAGUGCUGUUUCAGUUUUUUCCCCAUUUUUUUGAAACACUUGAUUAUUUUACUGAUAAACUAAAAAGAUGACUUGUUUUAUUUAUUUAUUGGUUGUUCUUUCCUGUAGCCUGUGGCCUGUAAUAUUGUUUCAGAGUAGAAUCUUAAGAAUUGAUGG
Dipodomys ordii (Ord's kangaroo rat) is the source of this 2199-nucleotide messenger RNA. RefSeq names its product chromosome unknown open reading frame, human C16orf46. NCBI's taxonomy places the organism in Eukaryota, Metazoa, Chordata, Mammalia, Rodentia, Heteromyidae. The record is from RefSeq and is a predicted model, not a curated record. The transcript is spliced from 5 exons. The coding region runs from base 424 to 1740 and encodes 438 amino acids.